Venustampulla echinocandica is the source of this 1197-nucleotide messenger RNA. Its product is annotated as putative nucleosome assembly protein. Gene Ontology annotation, biological process: nucleosome assembly. Gene Ontology annotation, molecular function: chromatin binding; histone binding. NCBI's taxonomy places the organism in Eukaryota, Fungi, Ascomycota, Leotiomycetes, Helotiales, Pleuroascaceae. Bases 1 to 1197 code for a protein of 398 amino acids. The record is from RefSeq and is a predicted model, not a curated record. Gene Ontology annotation, cellular component: nucleus; chromatin. The transcript has 5 exons.
AUGUCUGAGAUACCAAAGAAACAGAAUAUCCAAACCGCCCCGACUCCUCAAAACACCCCUGCCAAUAAUGCUCCGAUCUCUUCCCACGCUCAGCAGCCCGGUGUUGGCACGAUUAAAGAAGAGGACUUCGACCGUGCCGCGGCCGCUUCCAUCUUUGCGCAAAACCCAAAGCUUGUCCAGAUGAUACAGGGCAAGCUUGGUUCCCUCGUCGGACGGUCGUCGGGCUACGUUGAAUCUCUCCCCGCCCCUGUCCGCCGUCGCGUCGCUGGCCUGAAGGGUGUACAGAAGGAGCACUCAAAGCUGGAGGCUGAGUUCCAGGAGGAGGUUCUAGAACUGGAGAAGAAAUACUUUGCCAAGUUCUCCCCGCUAUACGAGAAGCGCUCUCAGGUUGUGAAUGGCAAGGCUGAGCCCACCGAGGAGGAGGUCAAGGCUGGCGAGGAAGAUGAGGAGAAUGAUGCUACAGAUUCAACUGCAAAGUCUGAUGAAGGUGGUGAUAGCGUCAAGGGUAUCCCAGAGUUCUGGCUGUCUGCUAUGAAGAACCAAGUUUCUCUCGCCGAGAUGAUCACCGACAGAGAUGAGGCUGCCCUCAAGGAUCUGGUUGACGUCCGGAUGGAGUAUCUUGAUAAGCCAGGCUUCCGUUUAAUCUUCGAGUUUGCUGAGAACGAGUUCUUCACCAACAAGACGAUCACGAAGACCUACUUCUACCAGAACGAGAGCGGCUACGGAGGGGAUUUCAUUUACGACCAUGCUGAGGGUGACAAGAUCGACUGGAAGACCGGCAAGGAUUUGACGGUCCGUGUUGAGAGCAAGAAACAGCGCAACAAGAACACCAAGCAGACUCGUGUUGUCAAGAAGACCGUUCCAACCGAAUCAUUCUUCAACUUCUUCUCCCCACCCAUGGCACCUACGGAUGAAGAUGAUGACGAUGCCGCAAGCGAUAUUGAGGAGCGUCUUGAACUCGAUUACCAGCUGGGUGAGGAUAUUAAGGAGAAACUGAUCCCCCGUGCUAUUGAUUGGUUCACUGGCGAAGCCCUUCAAUUUGAGGAGUUGGAUGAUGAUGACUUGGAGGAGGGUGAUUUUGAGGAUGAAGACGAUGAGGAAGAUGAGAGCGAGGAUCAUGAUGAUGAGGAUGAGUCUGAUGAUGACGAUGAUGCGGCGAAGCCAAAGCAAGAGGCUGCUGAGUGCAAGCAGAGCUAG